CUCUGGAGCCAAUUGAGGUCAUCACAGCUUCACGUUGACCUUGCCAGCAAUGCCUCAUUGUGCUCAACCACAUCAAAAUGGAGACACUCCCUCAGGACUUAAUUGAUGACAUUGUCUCUUAUUUACUGCCGCAGCAGCAAGUCAAAGCUAUACAACCUUAUGACGUGCGGGUGAGACCAAUCUCGCCCGUGGCCCGGUUAGCCACAGCCUCUCGUCGGCUACAAGCUGCCGUGGAAAGGGCAACAUUCAGAUCUCUCAAAAUUACCAGCGAUGAGUUUCCAAAGUUUAUCGAGCUCCUCACUCCGGCAAGGAGAUAUCACUUGGCUAGCUUGAUCGUUACCAUCACUCUUCCGCCUUACGACGAGGCUGCAUCCCACAGAGCGGAAUCGCCCGAAGAACGGCUUAUCAAUGAUAGCUGCUACAGCAAUGGCAUAAAAUCAUUGUUCGAUAUUCUUCGUGGGUGGGAAGAUGAAGAUCCGGAAACAAUAGGCUAUCGCCUCGCAUUAUUCAUAAACCACCCCGAAUCACCUUCCGAUACGCCAUGGCCGACGAAGUACGUUCCAUGGGGUGAGAUGUAUUCUGAGGAGGACGGAAUUUACGAGGGCCGGUUCUUGCAUUCAUUCAUCGAACUACAAGAAAUUCAACUACUCCCAAACCUCGAGAGAGUGAAGCAUUUCGUAAUGAUGCAACAAGAAGAGAGGUAUGGACACCGUAACACCUACCCAAAGGUGCCUAUUAUCCUCGCCUCAAAGAUGCCGAAUUUGGAACGCUUCAAGCUUUUUAUGAACGACGACGAGAAGAGAUUUGAAGAACUUCGGAUUCUCAACCGAAACGAAGCGGCACAGGCUAUCCGAGAGCUGUCGUUACCAUCACUGAGGAAAGCCGAAUUCGACUUCUUUCAGAGGAGAUAUCGAAACGAGAGGGCCAUGCCCCCAGCGUUGCAUGAGCCCGGUGUCCCAGACCCGCUGAGCUCUGCCAUCUACGCAUUCUCACAAAAUCUGGUAGACCUGAGUGUCACCGGAGCCUUUGACGACUCACUUCUCCGGCCUAUACAAGGCCUGAGUGAGACCUCAUGGCCGAAUCUCAGAUUUCUCGACGUGAACAUGCAUGCCACUUCCCCUUCAGGAAUUUGGUACUUCAAAAAAGCAGACGGUAGCCCUGACCACCGGCCAUACACCCAUAGCUCCAGCACAAACAACGCCCAUUCGGAUCUGCACAGCGAAGAGUUUAGCUUUGUAGAGGAGGCCGCCUACGCGCGCAUGACCCCGGUGGAGGUUUUCCGUUGCAAGCCCGACGAUGCCCAUAUCACGCCCUUCAUUGAAGCGUACGCAGACGCGCUGAAGGUGAUGCCCAAGCUCGCAUCAGCGGCGUUGAACUUCCAGCUCGAGUAUGAGACCGAGGAAGACGAACCUAGCUGGAUGUGUAUUGCGUACUUUGCACCCUGUCGCACGGCAUCAAAGCAUCCGCCAAAACUACUGUGUCCGAACUGCAACCGAGGUGUGACACGUCAGCUAGUGAAGUUGUACCUUGGCUGGGAGCCGAGUGAGGCCCUGGCGGCCAAGCUGCUUGCGAUUGGGGACGAGGCCCAUGAGGUGCCAAUGGUGGAAAAGACUAUGGCUCAAUUUAUGGAUCAGCAUGAGUGGGCUAAUGACGACGACUCGUGAAAACGGGGAGGAAGUCCAUCCGUAAGUCGCAAGCGAAGCGAUUUGACGUCUUGGAUAAUACAUCACAUCUACAUGUACACAUAAUACCUCACAUGGAAUUUGAGGUGUAUAGCUGAACCCGAGAGUCUUGAUCAUGGACAAAGGAAUACGCCAUAUCAGUAUCUAGUGGAAUCUAAGCCGCGAUUGAUGUAUAGAAGACGGAUGUCAUCGAUAGAUACGCGCCUCAAUCGGUUUGAUCAGCUGCAAAGAAUGGUUCCAACCCGCAGGCUUGCUAUUUCUGACAGUAACCCGUGACCGAGCAAUUACCUACAGAGCGAUUGGACUUUUUGCUACCUUCGAAGUUAGUUGUCUCUUGACAACAUAAUCAUGUCGAGAGGUGAAACACGUGCUACAGUAGACAUGGUGAGUGGGGGCUCAGUGACG
This is a messenger RNA of Colletotrichum godetiae, 2087 nucleotides long. RefSeq lists its product as uncharacterized. NCBI's taxonomy places the organism in Eukaryota, Fungi, Ascomycota, Sordariomycetes, Glomerellales, Glomerellaceae. The transcript has a single exon. The coding region runs from base 78 to 1664 and encodes 528 amino acids. The record is from RefSeq and is a predicted model, not a curated record.